This is a messenger RNA of Drosophila arizonae, 1713 nucleotides long. RefSeq lists its product as uncharacterized. NCBI's taxonomy places the organism in Eukaryota, Metazoa, Arthropoda, Insecta, Diptera, Drosophilidae. The record is from RefSeq and is a predicted model, not a curated record.
GUCGAUCAUCAGGGGAUGUCAGUUAGCUGUUAAAAAGUGUUGAAUUUUGUUGAACUUUUACUUUGAGACGUUUAAAUUCAUUGGUUGUAAAUCAACAUUCGGGAGUGCUGAAUUCCGUUGAUAGACAUGCCGCUGGAAUUGAUUGUUAUAUCGGUGAUGCGCACCAACAAGUGGAUAAACGUGCUAAUGCUGAAUACUCCGCAGGAGGACUUUGACCAGCUGCAGAGCAGACGCAUCGACGUGCGCUCCGAUGGCAUACGCUGGAUCGAGAGCGACUUUGAGCAAUUCACGCCCCUGGGCAAGUUUUUCGAGAUCAACACCAAUCCCGAAGCAGGCAUCACAGUGGACAAGGAGACGAGCAAUUCCACGGCCCUGAAGCUGAGGCUCGUUCGCAUCAACGAUGCGGUCCUCGACCAGCAAACCGUCAAUGUUGGCAUAGAGAAGCUGCAAGUGUUCAUGAACGAGUCGAUGACCUGUGCCCUGCACUGCACCAACUGCUAUAAUGAGCUGGUGGCCGAGCGUUGCUUCAGCUCCAUUCGCCCCGUGCCCAUUCCCACCAUGGAGCCGCUGAAGUACUUUUACUCUGAAAAGCAGAUGCCCACAGCGGUGGAUGAGGGCGAGCUGUACUAUGGCGUCAACUACAUUGUGAUAAGUCCCCAGCUCCUGGGCAAGGGCGUCAUCCAGUGCGGAGGGAAUAUUCACUGUGCCCGCUGCCUGCAGCUGGUGGGCGAGUCGUUGGGCGAGAAAUUGGCCGCGCAGAUGUACGUGGACACACUCUGGGUGUCACCGAGUCCCCAGACUGGUCUGCCAGAGGGGCGUCUGGAGAAGCUCUUUGGCCGGGUGACGGUCUCGCAGCUCAUGCUGCACCUGCUGCAGAGUGCCGUUCCCAUCAGCGAUGAGAAGACCAGGGUGUUUGUGAAGACAGUGCGUCCGGAUGGCCAGCUGCAUUACAUGCUGCUUCUCGUGGACACCAACCCACUGCAUAUGCUGCGCUCCAAGCUGUCGCUGAUCGAGGACCUCAAUAUCAGCAACAGCCCGAAGGACAGCGACUACGAUGCCGACGCAUCGCUGACCUCGAACAGCGACAGCAGCAUCGAGAGCAUCGUCGAAAACAGCAGCGACAGCGACUUCACAACCGACGACAGUGGGCCGAGGGCUAAGCGCCGCCGUCGUCUUCGCCGCGGCAAAUCGAAGCCGGUGCACGAGGUUAAGGUGCGCGGCUAUCGGGGCUGCCGCUUGACCUAUUACAUGUUUAGCACCGACGAGGAGCUGACCGCCAACACGAAGCUCAUCGAGCAGUGGCGCAAGGAGGGCACACCCAUGUUGCGCAUCUCCUAUGGGAUGAUGAUGGAUCUGCUGCGGGAGCUGACCGUGAACGAGCUGCUGGUGGCCACAAUGGAGCGCAUCAUAACCAAUGAGAAGGAGGGACGCAUUAGCUACAUCAUCUUUGAGCCCGACGAGGAUAAUUAGACGAAGUCUAGGCACACUUGAAGCGGAUUUCCUUAAAUCGCAUUCCACUCGACUGAUGAUAUACCUCAUUAAAUUAUCAACAUGCCAGAAAUGCAUUCAUAUAUCUACAUACUUUUUUUUUUUUUUUUUUUUUGGAGCCGUUGUGGAGAAAAUUGUUAUGUAUUUUCUCUAUAAUAGUGGCAUUUCGCAUUUCGGAUUCUUAAAGCAUUUUCCUUUUCAUCACAUUCAUAAUCAAUUUUUGAU